AUGGCUUCCAGCAUCUCAACCCUCGUUUACUCAUACGCCCAACAACUCGCACUCCAUUCCCUAAGUCGGAUCUCGGGUGCACAGCUCAAGGUUAUUCUCCAGUAUCAGGAUCCUCCAGAAGUGAUCCAAGUAGGAAUUAUUGAUGGCCCUGAGGAGCCCGAAUCGACAGUUACGCUCAUUGUCCGAAAUCCUAACCUGUGGAUGAGGAUUUGUUCGUGUUUUGACCUGGUCCAUCGUUUCAAACAGGGGUUUUCAGAGGCAUAUAUAUUCCAGGAAGUCGAUUGUGACGACCUGGGUCAAUUAUUCGAGAUCUAUAUCAAAAACAAAAGCCGUUUGGGCUCUGGAAAGCUUAUUUUUCAGCUCCUACCUCGUCUUGCAUGGCUUUUCCAACCUUCGAACAGCAUCCAGGAAGUCCGCCAAAAUAUCUCAUCGCACUAUGACGUCUCCAACAAACUCUUCGCUGCAUUCCUCUCCCCAGACAUGAAUUACUCCUGCGCCCACUGGGAAGGCGAUCCGCUUGAAUCACUGGAUUCAGCGCAGAACCGCAAAGUCAGAAAUCUUCUACGCAAAGCUCAGAUUUCAUCCUCACACCAUGUUCUAGAUAUUGGCUGCGGGUGGGGGGAUUUGGCUAUCAAAGCGGCUCAGACAACGGGCUGCCGAGUGACGGGAUUGACCCUCUCAGACAAGCAGAAGAGCCUCGCAGAUCAGAGGGUUAAAGAGGCUGGACUGGAGGACCGGGUGCGCAUACUCCUUUGCGAUUAUCGAGACAUUCCUGGACCAGAUAACAAUGGUUUAUCUUAUGACCGAGUGAUCUCGGUAGGAAUGUUUGAGCAUGUCGGCCCUGAGUACUUGGAUCAGUACUUUGAGAUCAUCUCUCGGGUUCUGCAUCCUACUCAUGGGUUGAUGGUUAUCGAUGGGAUCACCAUGACCAACAUGCUCCGCGAGACCAAAUCCAAUGUCCCGACCUUCAUCGGUCGCUACAUCUUCCCGGGGGGUUACCUACCAACCAUCCACAUGCUCCUCGAUUCCCUGCACCAAGGCUCUACCGGAAGCCUCGAGGUAACCUCCGUCCAGAAUAUCGGACCCCAUUACGGGAAGACAUUGUGGGCAUGGCGAAACAACUUUCUUCGCAAUUGGAAAACAAUCGAAUUGGACUAUCGUGCCGAACACCACGAUGCGUCGGAUUCAGAGGUAGAGAUGUUUCGUCGACAAUGGUUAUACUAUUUUAUUUACUGUGAGUCGGCGUUUCGUGAGAGGUUACUGGGGAAUUAUAUCAUUGCUGCGGCGAGGACACCAGAGCCGAUAAUGAAGUUUGAUGCUAGCCUUGGGCGGAUGCUUGAGAUCUAA
Molecule: messenger RNA, 1347 nt
Organism: Penicillium riverlandense
Lineage: Eukaryota; Fungi; Ascomycota; Eurotiomycetes; Eurotiales; Aspergillaceae
Exons: 4
Coding region: 1-1347 (448 amino acids)
Source: RefSeq, a predicted model, not a curated record